Molecule: messenger RNA, 1361 nt
Organism: Ruditapes philippinarum (Manila clam)
Lineage: Eukaryota; Metazoa; Mollusca; Bivalvia; Venerida; Veneridae
Exons: 5
Coding region: 108-965 (285 amino acids)
Biological process (GO): immune response
Cellular component (GO): membrane
Molecular function (GO): tumor necrosis factor receptor binding
Source: RefSeq, a predicted model, not a curated record
UAUUUAUCGAUAUUGUUUACGCAUGCGCGCUAAUUCGAAAGUAUACAUUUUAAACAGGUAGAUAAUAAGUUUCAAUUGUUUAAUGCGAUUAAUAGUUUUUGUGCAAAAUGAAGAAAAGAAAUGAAGAUGAAACAACAGAAAGACUGAUUUGCAAUGUCAAGAGAUGCGUUUUCAAAACCCAUAUCGUCUUAGUUAUUGGGGAGUUGAUUGUUCUGCUGGUUCUUGUUGUAAUAUGGCGAGUUCAAAGAGAUGAUCAGUUGGCACCUAGACAACAGCAAAUGUGUUACCCACAGGUCAAGUUAAUAGUAGACGACAAUACAGCUUGUCCGGUGGGACUCGUGUUUAAAUUUGAUGAAGCAAAGAAUGAAACAACCUGUUGUGGAAAACUGAAUGAAAUUUUAGAUUUGGUCUCGAAUAAGACUGCACGAGACAGAUAUAAUAGUGAAAUAAAUCCAGAAAUAAGAACAUAUGAUCCAAAGGCAUAUAACUGUAAAGCCACAGAGCAAAAUAUGGCUGUAUCCAGAUUUGGUCUAAGACAUGAACGGAAACCAGUUUCCACAGGUUUGGCCCACAAAUUAUUUUGGGAAAAUGAUCAUAAAUCAAUGGAAAUCUCUGGAUUAAGGUACUCGGAAGAAGAUGGUCAAGUCAUUGUAGAGGGUCUAGAAGAAAAAGAAAGUUACUAUAUUUCGUUGCAGCUAAAAUUAAAUAUGAGUAAAGCCACUGGUAUAUUGGAUGAAACAAUAAGGCACCGUGUGCAUUUGCUAUCUGAUGACACGUCGGCAGUUCUUCUUGAAGAUGUGACGUCACCUUGCAUAAUGACGUCACAUACUGCAUCAGGGAAAACCAGCGUUGUUGGAGCUGUGUUUCGACUCAAAUAUGGUGAUCGGUUAUAUGUGACUACAACCAAUCCUGAAAACAUCGUGUCUGAUCCACACAACAAUUAUUUCAGCAUACAUAAGUUAUAAGUUGAAAUUAUGAUGAACAAGAUCAUAAAUCAAUUAUUUGUAGCGUAAACAUGUGCAGACUAUUGAUAAAGAUUUAAAUAAAAAUCUAGAUGUCGAUCUAAUUCUUUAUUGUUUAAGACAUUUUCAAUUUCAUACCUCAUCAUACAGUUAAAACUUGAAACAAAUGGCGUUUUGUUUCGUUCAAAUAUUUUUAACGUCUUUCAGCCAUUUUUGACAUUUAUAAUAAAUUAUUAGUUAUCAUCAUCCUCGAAAGUUAACAAACUUUCUGCCUCGUAAUUUUUUAUUAGAAAUUAAUGUAUGUAUGUAAUGUGGAGCAAGUUGCAAUUAAAUUAUAACCUUUUACACAUCAUGGUUUUCAAAAUGAUUCAAUAGAUAAAACAUAAAAUCUUAAAAGCA